Messenger RNA from Coccinella septempunctata (seven-spotted ladybird), 10556 nucleotides. Its product is annotated as KICSTOR complex protein SZT2-like. The record is from RefSeq and is a predicted model, not a curated record. The transcript has 40 exons. Gene Ontology annotation, cellular component: peroxisome. Lineage: Eukaryota; Metazoa; Arthropoda; Insecta; Coleoptera; Coccinellidae. Bases 476 to 10033 code for a protein of 3185 amino acids.
AUUACAACAAAUAUAAGUAUAAUGUGCGUCUUGUUUUAUGUUGAACGUCAAGUUUGACAGAUGUGGGUGUUACUACACAUCAAAACAAAAUCUUUGGUUAGAAAUGGGGCAAAGAUAAAUAAUCAGCUGCCAAUUUAUAAGAUAGCUCUCUCACUGCCACUGAAAGUUUCGCCUUUUCCCACUUUUUUUCAAGUUGUGCUCUACUGGUAGUCAAUUUUUUUCAGUGACGUAAUAAUGUAAAUGUUUGAAUAGUUAAUGUAUUGGUGCAGUUGUCAACAAUAUUUACCAUUCCUUCUCAUAAUCUGAUACCCAAACCUUCGAGGAUUUAAUAUGUAUAAUGUUGGAUUAUAUACAAUCCAAAACAACUACAGUGAUUGAUUCAAGUCCCAGCAUUCGUGGGAACUAAAGACUGAUGUGCCUUCUUUGCAGGGGGAGGGUUUCAAAAUUUCAUUUACGGAAGUGCAAUUAAUGAAUUAUGGAAUUCGAUUCUGUUAGCCUAGAUUCAGAUGAAGGAGUUGAGUUACCAGUCCAUGAACAUGGUUGUUACUACCCAGGGGAUUUUCCAUACAUGGAGGAAGAAAACCAACAGAUUGUUCUGGAGGCCAAAACUGUAUAUCUUCUUCUACCGAAAAACGUACCAGUUUCAAGAGCUGCUAGACUUCAGUGGCUCUUGAACCAUCUCAAUUCCGUCGUAACUAUGCCUACUGUUCAAAAAUGGAACAACUCGACCGAAAUUGAAAUAGUGUCCAUUGUGGCGAGGGAGCAACUGAUAACGAAGUGCAAUAAAUUCCAAAUAACCUGCCGUACUGAAUUGAAAUUUUUGGCUCAUUCCUAUAGAAUAGUUUAUUGUUUGGACAUGAGUCCAUCACAAGCUACUAUUGACAUUCAGAAAGGAGAAGUGUUGUUCGACGAGAUUUUUAACUGUUUCAAGCAUAGCCUUGAAGGAUUGACCAAACAGUUCACAGUACCUGGUAACACCCUAGUUUUUCAACCGAGCAUAUAUUUAACUGUGAUCGUGAACACUCCAUUCUUUAUGAGUCCAGCUCAACAAGUUCUAGUCAAAGGUGUCGAAAUAAGUAAUAUAAAGUUGCCAGAUAUUAUUAAAUUUGUAGGUGAUCAAUUCCAUAUUAUCGAAGGUAAAAUAGCAGAAGUUGCUACCUUUGCCAAUUAUCAGAUGGAUAAUCAAAGAGCUCAAAACGAAAGUAAUCUCUCUAAUAUAACCGAUUCUGAGAGAUACGGCCUUAAAGUUCCUAUGGUUUCGCCUGAUGCAAAUUUCGUUAAUAUGUUGAGGUAUUCCAUGUUGGCCAUUUCUCUUCUUCCGGAGAAUAGUAUAAGUCAUAUUUUGGUUAUAACCGAUGGCGUGGUAUCAAUGCCGGAUGCUAACAUAUUAGAGUCACUACUCUUCCAACUGCAUUACGAUUGCAUUUCCGUAUCUUUUUUGAAGGUUGGGUCACCUUUUCAUCCACAUUCUAGUUCCGGUUUUGUAUCAUAUACAGAUUUGUUAUAUUUUUUUGCUCAUUCUACCCUUGGGACCUGUGUACAGUUAAUAAAUUAUGUUAAACAGCAACCGUUUAUCGUGAUGAAUAUUUAUCACGAAUUGUUUCUUUUAUGGACUUUCCAUACCAAAAAUAGGUAUGUCUUACCGCGAACUGAUUCCAACGUAUGGGUUUCCGAAAACGAAAUAUUUCGGGGAUAUAGAAAACCGACCCUUUUAACGAAACGCCAGGCCGAAGAAAAAUCCAGUGCUUCCAUUUUUCUCUUAUUAUCUAGGCGAAUGAGAGAAGGGUUCACGAUAGACCAUAUAUCCUACAUAAAUGGUUUGUUGGAGGUCAAGUUGAGUUUGGAGUGGAAAUCCUCGAUUUUCAUAUAUUUCAAACUCGCCACCCAGUGGCCAAUUACGAAGGGCAACAGUACUUUAUAUGAAAUUUUUAUUGCAGCUCCAUAUGAAUUCCUACAUGAUAUAACAUGCUUGAUGAAAAAAGAAAAUAAAUCUUCAUACAGAGUUGCAAUAAUUGAACGAUUUUGGUUGAGGUUAUCUCAGUUAACAAGGGAAAUAGGUUUCGCCCAACAAUUGAGCACAUUUCCAACGUCAUCACUAUGGUAUAAUUUACCUGAUAGUGCAAGGAGCGGAAUUCCUGUAUUUGUGUUGAAUAAUACUCUUGGUCCAGACAGCACAAAAUCAUCUUUAACCCCAAGUGAUCUUUCCUGUCCAAAAUUCAAUCAUUUAUGGCAACCAAUCUGCCAGAUGGAAGGUAAUAAUUGGAGAAAAUGGUUUCACAUGCAUAAGAUUUCCCUUAUUCUGAAACAUGAUCAACUGCUUCCGAAGGGCUUGCAUCUCAACCAGUCUUCAAGGAGAUAUGAGACUGUACAGUGCCGACAAGCAGCUGCAGCAUUAUAUGGGUUCCUUUCAGAAUGGUCAACUUUUAUACUGAUUGAUAAUAAUACAUACUUGAAAAUCCUCAAAGAGCCUGACAAACCACCAGUGUCAUUUUGUAUAAUAAGAAUAACAUCAAAAUUGCCUUGUGCCGUUUUACAUAUUGGCUUUUCCACUCCCACACCAGGAACUGUUCGAAAAGAGAUUCUAGAACAGUUGAAGGCUGACAUUUCUCAGCUUGCCUAUACAACAGGUCCCCUGAGGGUGAAAGAAAACACCAUUUGUGUUCUGUUUGAAAAACCAAUUGAAAAAGUCCUGAUAAGAUAUGAACGUAUGCCCCAUGAUUUUUCAACUGUGAUAUUUCCUGACGGAACUCAACCCCCUCAUUCAAGCUUAAAUGUCGCCACACCCCUCACUAGUUCUCUUUUUAUCACUUUAUCCCGAUAUCUCUACCAUAAGAGAUGUAUAUGGGGAGCUAGUUAUUCCUUCAACUCUAGAUUAUCUGACACUGCUCUUUCAUGGAUUUUGAACACUAUAACAAAAAUGAGACUUGAGGAAGGUUUUCAUUUCGCUCAUUCUUCAGCUGGAAUUAUAACUAUGGUUAUGGAAUUGUGGAUGGAUCCUUUUGCAAGCUGCCUUGUUCAGUAUGUCUUAUUUCCAGUUAAUUAUAGUGACAGUAAUGGGUGGGGCGAGGACAGCAAUAGUUGUUCCGACGAUGAUAAUAAUGAAUGUGAUGGUGAAGCUGAACUACAACUCAUUACUGAAGUUUGGAUAGAACCACAGUUUGGAAAAGUACAAACCACCAAUAAAAGGAUUACGUAUUUCAAUAAUAAAUACUAUUAUGAAAUAGCUAAUAUGAUCAGCCAUAUAGAUCACCAAUGCAUAAAUACUCUACUCACUAUGGAACAUCUCAGUUUGAUGUGUCAAGAAAAAAAUAGAGCCUUGAGUAUAGGGUCUUCAACCAAUUUGUUCAAUUUAUCAUAUGCGAGUCACAAAACAGUGCGGAAAAACAGCAGAGGAAUUAGUCAUCCUGAAACUAGUCCCAGUGAUUCGAACAGCCCUCCUUGGUAUCCAAUUAUAGCUCCAAGGAUUGAACAUAUCCCAUUCAAAUUUGAUCCUAUAGCAAUAUUGCCAUUUUGUCAGCAAACUGAGUUGCUGUUCUCUUUAUUCCUUGAGAACAAUGAGAAAGCUAUGUAUUUCCAUAAAUGUGAUAUGACCAAAGCCAAUAAAUUAUUAAUGGACAAUAUCCAUGACCAUUUCAUGGUGUUACAUGAUUCAGAAUUGGAUUUAACCAAGGAAGAAUCUGAUAAAUUCACUAAACACAUUAUUGACAGAAAUAAAAAUAGCAAUUUUUGUCCAAUAACAGAAUCUAACAAAACAGACGGUUUUCAAGAAGCAUCUCAGUGGCGGUGUCUACUGAAGGGAAUAUCUAUUUCACAUGUUAUUCUGACAUUUAUUCCAGCCACAUUAGAUGACCUCAGGGUUUUGUUGGCUUCAGAAAAAUCGAAAAAGAUAAUUAGUGAACAUGUAGAAUCCUCAGAUAGACCUGGCUCAAGAAACAGCAACAUAAGUGAUGUCCCAAUGAAUUCCUCAAAUUGUUUGAUUUUGCCAGUUUAUGUAUAUGAUUGCCCUCUAGGCGUUUUGGUUAACGCUCAUGUGAAGAAUUUGAAGAACAACUUUGCCCACAAUAAGGAUGUUCAUGAAGAUCAUAGAUUUAAGUUUGCUGAAUUUAUCCAUGAGGAGAGUGUGAGGUUGAAGGAGGAAGAGAAUAUUCAACAUAGUCCUGAGCCUAAAAGCGAAGAUUCAGACUCAUCAGAUCCAAAUAAUAAUGCUAGAAUCCAUUGCAGAGCCUUGGUCUUGGCACAUUCUAAAAGUUUUGUUCUAUCUCUUUUCGUGGCACUUCAUUUUGAUUCAUAUAUUCAUUCAUCUGAUAUACAAUCUGCUAUGGAUCAAUGUGAAGAAAGCAUAACUGAGAUUGACAUUACAAACUAUAUCAUGACUGUGUGUGGCCAUGUGAAAAAUCUACAAGAGGAUAAAAUCGACAUAAAAAUACUGAACCAAUCAGCGCCGUGCAGUGACUUAAAGCCUAUUCAUAAUUUGAUUAAGGAAAAAUUCUUUCAACUAAUCAGUCAAUCUUUCAGUUCCAUUCCAACAAACAACGAGUAUUAUUUUUGUCGAAGUUUGAAUACCCUUAAACGAAAUAUAAAACAGCAUGAUAGCGAUGACGAUUUAUCGAAUUUAUCCGAAACUAACGAACCCAAAUCUGACAAAGAUUUAUAUUUGGAAAAAUCCCACAUCCUUCAAAGAAUGGAGAGUGGUUAUUCUGGUAUAAGUGAGGUGCAUAUGCCUGAUGUUUAUCCACUUUUUCUACAAUUAAUAUGCACUAUUCGAUACAACAACGGUGGAGAUUCCAAUGUAUCUGUCAGAGUACUACCAACUUGUUUGGGUGAAGUUAUUCAAAACAUCGAAUCUGAAAUAGAAAGUUUAGAUAAGUCAAAACUACAUGUCAGCCUGGAUAUUUUAUGCCUUACCCUUCCUAGUAGAGUCCAGAAUGUGAUAACAGAAUAUUCUUCGAAAGGUUUGAGAACUACAUCUUUUUGUUCUGAUGUAUUUCAACCAAGUUUUGGGAGCCCAUCUUCAGAAGCAAGUUUCACAGAAAUUCAAGACCCCGAACCAUUAGUAAACCUUCCCGAUUAUCAAAAGACAGCAAUUGUUCAACUAAGGGAUGAUAUUAAAUGGCUACUCAAAGAUGAGAUUGCAACAGCUUUAUUGGACGUUGAACCGGUUACUUCAAGUACGCUGAACACUAUAGUUAGUCACGUCAGUCAUAGUAUAGGUAAACCAUCGUGUGAUAUGGACAAAAUUAAUCUGAAUUUUGUGUAUAACACAACAGAUGGUUACAAUCAUUUUGUUGAGGAGUUUGUGAAAAUAAUUGUUCCGCCUUACAAAAUAUGCAAAAAAGAAGAUUAUUAUUAUUUGGUUAAAGAAACCCCUUUAUCGCAACUAAAUCUCGACAUAGAUCAAUACAAUUCAAAUAUCAAUGACAAUAGUGGAAUAAAUGAAGAACUUGAUAUAUUCAUAUCUCCUUGUGAUCAGGUAAAGGAUGAAGUAGCCUCCCAACCUAGCGACAUAUCUAGUGUAAAUGAUAGUGUUUUAACAGAUGGAGGUUAUGAAGAAGAUGUCAGUGAAGAAUAUGAGGAUUACGAAUGGCUUGGAAAUAUUGAUAUGAGGCGCCCUAAGUUGCCCAACUUCUGGUUGAUAAUGAAAGUUGACCAUGAUGUAACCAUUUACUUCCACUGCAGGUUCUUGGAAUUGCCAACACCAAAAGUUGGUAUAUACCUGGAAAUCCAAAGAGCUGUUAGAGAUGCCAUAAGAGAUCUUUGUAAAAGAGUUAACCAGGCCUUGCUUCUACAAACGCUGUGUGAAAGUAAAAUAUGUGAUAUUCUAUUAGAACCAGAAGAUAACUUCAAAGAUUGGCAUCCAGAACUUGUCACUACUUCUCCUAGAACUUCCGCAUACAAUCGAUUGAAAAGUGUAGAGGGGUCAAUAAUCGAAAACAACGACGAAAAUGAAGCAUCCAAGAUGAAAUCCAAAACUGAUCCAAGAUUUAAAAUUGGCGAAUUCAGUUGUCCCGUUGUUUGGCAAACUAACUUUGUACUACAUCCAAGAUUAAAAACAGGCUCAGGAAAGUCAAUCAUUUCUAGAGGAAUUCUAGCUUUGAAAAAUAUAUUAGACAAAUUUUCUGUUUCCAACAGAAAUAAUAUGUUUGUUUAUAAAGAUCAAAAGAAAAAUGUAUUUUACUUGAGGCUACAGGAGAAUAUGCAAACGAACUGUGGAAAAAACCCUUCAAUGAGACCUAACGAGUAUGAGACAGCCUUGGUUUCUAGAAGUCCUUCAAUUGCUUCACUUCCACUAGGCCAGAAAGGCACUUUGGGACAGUCAGACGCCAGUAUAUCAUCGAGUGCAUCGAGUGAGAUAAGACCCCGCGUGAGGAGCUUCGGUGAAAAGGAAAGUAAAAACAAUCCAACCGAAGACACAUUAACUUUGAAAGUCCAUGGAAUCACAGCAGUUGGCAGAGAUGUGCAGUAUGAUUUAGUUCAAGUGUUACAAAACAGACUUGAUGAUGCUGUCUUAGAAUUUCUCUCUAUUACACUUGCAAGAAAUGCCAUGUGUCCUUUGACUCCAGAAGAUGUUCAUUUCAUCCAAAAGCCGUUCAGGCCGCCUGAAGUUGUAAUCAGGCUAACUGUUGAGGAAUUUGCUGUAGGGUAUUUGGAAUCAUUCAUCUAUUAUCUCAAACAGAACCUACUCCAAUUUUUGAAUACACCAAAAUAUACUGAUCUCCGGUCCCAUUGUCACUUCCAGGAUUUCCCUGAAAAUGAUUCAUCCAACAAUAUGGUUACAGAGGGUAAUAUAUUCAUCUACAAUCAGAGUCAAAAUCCUUCUUCUGGAAAUAGAGGGAUAGCCUGCAUAGUGCUCAAUUUAAUAAAUAAUAUCAACAAACAAACAAUAGUAUCUGAGAAAUUCAAAAGUGACUUAGAGAACAGAAAAUACGAAAAUAUCAUUUCUACUAAAGUCAUAACAGCUGAAGAAUGUUUACCGGAUGUAUAUUUGGAAUUCAGGUUAUGGAAGCAGGGAAGAGUGAAUAUAGACAAUCUCAUUGAAAAAUUAAACGCAACUGUUUGUCAGUCUGUAUGGGAUUUAGUCACUGAAUAUUUUCUCCUCACAGAACCCCUGUGUAUAGAAGAUGAAUCAAAAUCCAAUGUUAUAAAACCUAUUCGUAUUGAUGAAAUGAAUUUGGACUUUUCUAAAGAGCUAGAAUUUAACGUUACAAUCAAGAGUAAUAAAGAUAGUAAUCUUCGUACACAUGGAUCUAAUAUAACCAAAACACAUGCACACUCUAGGAACAAAAAGAAAGCUAUAUCUCUAAAUCGAAAAACAUCGCGAUCGAUAACUUUUGAAAGUACAGGAAAAGAAAAGGGAUCUAGAAAAGAUAAACCAAUCUCAAGACCCUCUGUUGAGUUAAAUGCUUUGGAGAAUGGAAAUGCGGGUAUUUUGUCAGACACAUAUUCGAAAUAUUUACCAGAUUGGUUAGAGUGUGGUGUGAAUCUUUCUGUACCAUCUGUUAGAAAACACAGGGUGACUUUAACCAAUCGUCAUUUGGUUUGUGUCAGUAUAAGAGAAGUUUUGAAUUUGAUACAGGAUAGUUCGAGAGCUUUUACAGUCCUACCAACAAAUGCCCUAAAAAUAGAUGAUCGCUACAAAUAUGUAGUUUAUGUUCCUUCGAAUUCGGUUCAAAAAUGUGUGAUUGUAUCUAGAAAUUUUGAACAGUGGAAAGCAACUAUUUCCCAUAAAGACCAACCAGAAUUACUGGAGAUACUAAGUCCUCACGUCUUGAAACAUAAUCAGAAAUUUAUACCAUUAGCGGCCAAUAUUUUUGUACCCCGACAAAAAAUUUUAUGGGCUCUAAUAGAGAAUGACAAUAUCGUCAUAUAUACCUACAAUUGGACUAAAGAAAAAAUCGAUAAACUGGUGUCAAACUGUACCAACUUGGGUUUAUGGUUGAGUGUACGCUCGUGUUUUUUGAAUUCCUUGACUGCUCAGAAGUUAGGACUUUUCCACAAUCAACACUUGGCUAGAAAGAUAUUUUUGAGUUCCAACAACCCAUAUGUAUCGUAUAUAGGGAAUGUGGAUUAUAUGAGAGAAUUGCCGAAAGAUAUACCACGUCGGACUAUAGCAAAUAAAAAUCUAGCAAGAUCAUUGGAAGUAUUCAGAGACGCCUUCAAGAAGAUAAGAUAUUCAUCUAAUGAUAUUGUUGUCAUUUUAACGAUGGAGAUGCGCGAAAUUAAAUCAUGGGAGGAGAAAUGGAAUGAAGAAAUGAAAAAAUUGCAUUCUAUGUACCAAUCCAGAACCAGCUCUACCACUGUUCCUUUGAUAUUUUUACUAAUGCAGAAUUCGCGUAUAAUACACUACUGCCAUACACCUCUAUUGUUUCUGCCUAAAUGGCGGUUAAAAUCUGCUGCUACAAGGGACCACAGCUUGUAUCCUAACACAUGUACUGAUAAUCUUGAAUUGCCACAAACAGAACAUUGGCACACCGACCUCUGCUAUGGAUUUUUCUGUGAAUAUCGUAGAUAUUUACAGACUCUGGGUUUCAUGCCAUUGCAGUUUGACAACAAUUGCAAGCCAGGGAUGUGGGCCAAGGACAAUUCAUCGUUCGACUCUGUGUUCUACAUUCAAAAAACAAUUCUGGGCGGUAUUCUACUUUUCACUGCCGAGUUUGUUGAGCCAUUUUUUUCUACAAAACUUCAUGCCAUUGAAUGUAGCAGACUUCAGAAUAUUAGUUCGAGAGCAUCGAUCAAUAGAUUUACACUGAGUUUUCUGGAUGAAUGUGAUAGGGUGAAAAUGUUUAUGCACCUACAUUCUUUCACUUAUGAUUAUCAUCUACGUUCAGUCCACAAUUAUGUAUCAACCAACUCAGGGAUGUAUAGAUUAUGUGAAAAUUACAACUUGAAUCAGUUUUUGGACGAUUUUUUGAAAUAUUACAAUAAAGCACCAAAUUUUGCUAGGAAUUUAGUACAUGAAGAUACUCUGACAAUAAAAGAUCUUCUGACAGAAGGAAAACAACUAUAUGACUAUCUAUUACAAAAUAUAGAUCAGUACAAUUUUAGAGCUAUGAAAAUGAAGAAUAGUAAUGGAGACUUCGAGCAAAUCCUUGUCCAAGUUACCACAACCUCUCAAGUGCAUUAUACUGAUUCUCAAAACUGCCACCAUACAGACGACUUUGAUGUCACAUUAGUAAUCUAUAACUUAUGCUUUCCUUACAGCCCAAGCAACAAUGUCUUACAUUUGAAAUAUUAUCUCAUUUUGACCUCAAAAAGAGAACUAUAUCCUGCUGUUGGCCGAGAAGAAAAACUAGGAAAAUUCAAAACAGUAUCAUCAGCAUCCAGGAGCAUACUUGGAGUAACAACAGAAAUACAUGACUGUAUUACAAACAAACCAGAACAUUUUGAGGAUAUUUUACCCAUUUCUGAGAGUGAGCACGAAGAUAAUGAAGUACUAAAUAAAAAAUUAGACGUGUCUUAUGUAGAAAUAAGUACAGAAAAGGUAAAUUAUUUGGGUUACUACUCUUCCCAUGAAGAAUUGAUGCAAAAACUCAUCUUGGAAAAGGCUCAAACCACGCACAAUCUCAUAAAAAAUAUGGUCACCAAAGGGAUGGUUCAAUGUCGCAGUGAUUUGUUAUGGAAUAAACUGUUAUCAACCGAAUCCACUCUACUGUACAACGAAUUCAUUGAAUUGAAAAAUUUAUCCCAUCCAGAACUUCUCAGUAACAUACAUCCACAUAUGGGUCCUUUGUUGAACCAACCAGUAUCCUGGUAUGAAGGUCUCUCGAAACUUCUACUUGUUAAGUAUAACGAUCAUAAAAGGACGUUCAUAUCUCCUGAUGGAAAUGUUCAACAUUAUGUGAUUUUGCAUCCUAAUUAUUUUGGAGCAUUCAUGUUAUUGUCGAUAGAUUUGCACACGGCUAGAGGGGAUUUAUAUGCCGUCUAUCGUGAAGUGGGAAAAAAUGAAGACAUAGAUGUUUGUCGUGCAUACCGUAAGCAGUUACUUGAUGGAUUUGUUAAUUGUAUUGCAUUUUAUUUAUGGUCUGGGAUGAUUUGAUGAUAAUUUUUAAUCUAAUCUGGAUAACAUUGGAAAAUAUUUUGAAUGGUAUUGAACAUGAUACUCAUUAUUAAAUUUUGUUUGUUUUCAAUUGAGUUCUUUAAAGAAAUGGCCUAAAUUGAUACGCAAUUUAAAAUAUUUUCCAGACAUUUUAGUAGAUAAGAUGGUCUCUCACGAUAAUACAAGUUAGAACAUGCAUAUUCAUAAUGCAAAUGAGUACCUUAGUUGAACUUAUUAGAGAACUUUUCAUUUCUAUAAUUAUUAUUAGGAAAAAUCUGAGCUCAUCUGGAUAUUUUGAAAUUGUUUCCAAUUUGUUGUUCCUGAAUUAUUUCCUACAUCCCAGACCAAGUUAUUUCAUGUUUAUCAUGUAGCGUGGUGCCAGUGAUAAUGCAUAUGAACUGAAAUUAUUUUUAUAUUAUAAAUGAGACACACUGUGAUAAAUGUACCUCUGUUUUGUUUCCGAGAACUAUUGAAUAUUUUUUUAUCUCCAUGUGCCAUUAUUAAAAAAACGAAUUGAAACUAA